AUGGCGUCGCAAGCCGAUUACAAAGACAGGCAAUUCCUAGCUGUCAUUGGCGACGAGGACUCUGUCACGGGCCUUCUCCUCGCAGGCAUCGGGCACGUCAACACUGGUGCAGAUCAGGCGAAGAACUUCCUCGUUGUUGACAGCAAGACGGAGACCUCUGCAAUCGAGAAGGCAUUCGAAAGCUUCACAACUGAGCGAAAGGAUAUUGGUAUCAUUUUGAUCAAUCAGCAUAUUGCCGACAAGAUUAGGCAUCGGAUUGACACGUACACGGCGGCCUUCCCUACGGUGCUCGAAAUCCCCAGCAAAGACCACCCCUACGAUCCCGAAAAGGACAGCGUGCUGAGGAGGGUUAGGAGGCUGUUUGGCGAGUAA
Messenger RNA from Verticillium nonalfalfae, 372 nucleotides. It is a transcript of the gene VMA7, whose product is annotated as H(+)-transporting V1 sector ATPase subunit F. Gene Ontology annotation, biological process: proton transmembrane transport. Gene Ontology annotation, molecular function: proton-transporting ATPase activity, rotational mechanism. Bases 1 to 372 code for a protein of 123 amino acids. The record is from RefSeq and is a predicted model, not a curated record. Gene Ontology annotation, cellular component: proton-transporting V-type ATPase, V1 domain; fungal-type vacuole membrane. NCBI's taxonomy places the organism in Eukaryota, Fungi, Ascomycota, Sordariomycetes, Glomerellales, Plectosphaerellaceae. The transcript is spliced from 4 exons.